AUGUACACUGAUCAUCAGUGCACCUAUCAGUGCCAGUCAGUGCCGCCUAUCAGUGCCAGUCAGUGAUGCCUAUCAGUGUGCAUAAGUGCCGCCUAUCAGUGCCGUCAGUGCCACCUAUCAGUGCCAUCAGUGCCGCCUAACAGUGCCAGUCAGUGCCGCCUAUCAGUGCCUAUCAGUGCCGCCUAUCAGUGCCGCCUAUCAGUGCUGCCUUUCAGUGGCCAUCAGUGAUGCCUGUCAAUGCCCAUCAGUGCCACCUACCAGUGCCUCCUCAUCAGUGCCCAUCAGUGCCACAUAUCAGUGUCCAUCAGUGCAUCCUAUCAGCACCCAUCACUGCAGCCUCAUUAGCGCACAUCAGUGAAGGAGAAAAAUCACUUAUUUUUCAAAAUUUUAUA
Staurois parvus is the source of this 392-nucleotide messenger RNA. Lineage: Eukaryota; Metazoa; Chordata; Amphibia; Anura; Ranidae. The record is from the annotation of a GenBank genome assembly.